This is a messenger RNA of Zophobas morio, 2006 nucleotides long. RefSeq names its product NEDD8 ultimate buster 1-like. Lineage: Eukaryota; Metazoa; Arthropoda; Insecta; Coleoptera; Tenebrionidae. Gene Ontology annotation, biological process: regulation of ubiquitin-dependent protein catabolic process. Gene Ontology annotation, molecular function: protein binding. Bases 165 to 1964 code for a protein of 599 amino acids. The transcript is spliced from 7 exons. The record is from RefSeq and is a predicted model, not a curated record.
AAAUAAGUAAUAAACUUAAUGAAAUUCAGUGAUAAUAGAAGAAUGUAAACGACUGUUUAAAUUAGUUGACGUAAUCCCGUCCUGCGUUUAGCGCAUCAGCUGACAUUUGUAAACAAAUGUGCCAAUGUGCAUGACUUGAAAAAACCAACAAAGAUUCAGACAAAAUGAAUCCCUGCUCGUCGAACUUGCAAAAAGAAGACAUUAUUUUGCAAAUACGGGACUUGUUGCGUAAGAACAACGUCAAGUUAUGGUUACCGCCUUAUUACAACGAAAAAAGUGGCUCAUCUCAGGACGACUUAAAAAAUUUGGCUCAAGAUUACAGCACCAGUAUUAACGCAUCGGCGGACGAAUGCUUCGAAGCCAUUUUAGAACUCCAGCGCAACUCUUUGGAGAACCUCAAACAGAACAACCACUAUCAAGAAUCAGGCGAAGCCACUCUAAAAAUCAAAGUCUUGCACCCAAACAGCCCCCCUCGGAUGCUCACGAAAGAACUCCUGCUGUCUUUGCGGGGCUGCGACGUCAAGGACAUAAUCUCGAAAGAAACCAGUAUAAGUCCUGACAAAUUAAAACUAAUUCACGCAGGAAAAGUCUUAAGCGACGUGGACAACUUGAGCAGCCAAGGGGUGAAAAACGGUCAACAAAUUUUGGCUGUCACGUUUUCCGAGCCUACCCCUGAAAUGAAAGAAACCGAAGACCAAAUUCGCGAACUAGAGGGGGUGAAAACCGAUUCGCAACUCCUGGCUUUAGACAACCAGUAUAUGGAACUGGAAGACCAGUUCGGCAACAUCGUCAAGAUCCCCCCGGAAGAGAAAAAGGCGCUGAUUGUCGCCAUGGCGCUCCACGAAAAGGGGCGCACGUCCUUGAAACGCGAAGACUACUCCCGCGCUCUCGUUUUCUUCCUCGAAGCCGACGAAGAAUUCAAGCGUUGCAACGCCCAAAUUUUAAACUCCGUCGAUAAUUACGCACUACUUGAUUUGGAUAUCGCCUGGUGUUAUUUUUGUUUGCAAAGUGUUGCCAACCUCCCAGAGGCGUACGAGAGGUUGAAGCGGUGCGAGGAGCGCUUCCAUAGCAGUUACGGACCGAACUUGGAGCGCCUGCAAGCUCUGAAAGGGGCGACAGGUAACGAGGCGGCGCUGCUCAUGCGGCUACAUCUGCUUCAGGCGAUUGUUUUAUACCACAAGAAUAAGCGAAACGAGGCGUUGCAGCUGCUAAAGAAAGCUAAAGACGAGCUUUCGGUGUUGAAGGUCGAUGAUAAUAGUAUUACUGUGUUGGUAGAACUGGGGUACUCGAUGGCGGAAGCUAGGUUAGGUUUGCGGGCCACUGGUGGUGACGUCAACAAGGCUGCCAACUAUAUCGACGAAAACAGGAAUAGUAGGGUGCAAGCGCGCCAGAAGGCGAAAGCUGAGGAAAUUUUGCAGAGGAAGAGGAUGAAACUAGGGAUGUGUGUGGACGGGAAACAGUACGUGGACCCCAAUUUUGUUAAAAUCUUGGUCAAUAUGGGUUAUAAUAAGGAGGCGGCACGUGUGGCCUUGAAACAUUGUAACAACGUCAUUUCCGAUAGUGUGCAAUAUAUACAGGAGCAUCCACAACCGGGACCUAGUCAGAGUCGGAGUAUCGAAUUUUUGGCCCUGAUUAACGAUCUAGUACCCGAGUUGCAAGCGGCGGGUUUCGACCCCACCAUGUCGAAGUUGGCGUUGCAUAAACAUGGCGGCGAUAUCAUGAAAGCGGCUGAGGAUUUGUUGGCCAAUAACGGGACGGUUGUCGACGCCGAUAUGUCACUUUUAAACGACAUUGAAAAGGUGGUGAAGAAAGAGGAAGAAAACCGGGAGAAAAAAGACGAAGCGUUUCAGAGGAUAGCCGGCGACCUAUCCAUGGUGGACGACGACCACUUGGAUUUAACGCUAUCACAAGAGGAGAACUUCCUCAACCAGUACUUGUCCCUCCUCGAAACCGACCGUACCUAAUUACGCCCCAAACCCAAUAAAUAUAUUUUUAUAAAUUUCUAA